UAAGAGGUUAUACUAGAUGAUAAAUCAUAAAACAAAUGGAGCUUUUGCUUUAAUAGACAGUUUAGUAAGACAUGGUGUGAAACAUAUUUUUGGCUACCCUGGAGGAGCUAUUUUACCCAUAUAUGACGAGUUAUAUUGUUGGGAACAAAAAAACUUAAUUUCUCAUUAUUUAGUAAGACACGAACAAGCUGCAGCCCAUGCAGCUGAUGGUUAUUCAAGAGCUACAGGUAAAGUGGGUGUUUGUUUUGCUACUUCAGGACCUGGUGCAACUAAUUUGGUAACAGGAAUAGCAACAGCACAAAUGGAUUCGAUACCAAUUGUAGUGAUAACAGGUCAAGUAGCUCGACCAUUUAUUGGAACAGAUGCUUUUCAAGAAACAGAUAUAUUUGGUAUAACAUUACCAAUAGUAAAACAUUCUUAUGUUGUACGUAAUCCGAGAGAUAUGUCAAGAAUAGUGGCAGAAGCUUUUUAUAUUGCUAAGCAUGGUAGACCAGGACCUGUUUUAAUUGAUAUUCCUAAAGAUGUGAGUUUAGAAACUUUUCAUUAUAUUCCUACUAAUCCUAAUGAAAUAGAUCUACCUGGAUGUAGACAAAUCCCUCAAACUAGUUAUAAACAAAUAAUACAAGCAGUAUCUUUAAUACAUGAAUCAAAUCAACCUCUUCUCUAUGUAGGAGGAGGUGCUAUAUCUUCAGACGCUUAUAAAGAGGUAAAGUUAUUAGCAGAAUAUUUUGAAAUUCCUAUUACUACAACUUUAAUGGGAAAAGGUAUUAUAGAAGAUACUCAUCCUUUAUCUUUAGGUAUGCUAGGGAUGCAUGGAACUGCAUAUGCCAAUUUUGCAGUAAGUGAAUGUGAUUUAUUAAUUGCUUUAGGUGCUAGAUUUGACGAUAGAGUCACUGGAAAAUUAGAUGAAUUUGCUUGUAAGGCCAAAGUAAUACAUAUUGAUAUUGAUCCUGCGGAAAUAGGUAAAAAUCGCAUACCUCAAGUAGCAAUAAUAGGAGAUAUAAAAUAUGUUCUAAAACAAAUUUUGGCAUAUGUUCAACAAGAAUGUCAAAUUGAUAAACAACAAACUCAAUCUUGGCUUGAAAGAAUUAGACAUUGGAAAGAAGAUUAUCCAUUAAGUUUUAAUGAAGAUAGUUCUCAACUAUUGCCUCAAGAAGUUAUUAAGAAAAUAAAUUAUAUUAAUAAUAAUAUUAGUUUUUUUAUUACUACCGAUGUAGGACAACAUCAGAUGUGGGCUGCACAACUUAUUAAUACAGGUCCUCGUAAAUGGAUCUCUAGUGCAGGACUUGGAACAAUGGGAUAUGGACUGCCUGCUGCUAUUGGUGUACAAAUUGCUUAUCCUGACUCAACAGUUGUAUGUAUUACAGGUGAUGCAAGUUUUCAAAUGAACUGCCAAGAAUUAUCAACCAUAGCUCAAUAUCAAUUACCAAUAAAAAUUAUUAUAAUAAAUAAUUUUUGGCAAGGCAUGGUUAGACAGUGGCAACAGGCAUUUUAUGGAGAAAGGUAUUCUCAUUCUAAUAUGAAUCAAGGAAUGCCAGAUUUUGUACAAUUAGCUAAAGCGUUUGGAAUUAAAGCAAUAUGUAUUAAAAAUAAAUAUGAGUUACAUUCUUCAUUUGAAAAGUUUUUUUCUAUAAAAGAACCUAUUAUUAUAGAUUGUCACGUUAGUAAAGAAGAAAAUUGUUAUCCUAUGGUAGCUCCAGGUAAAAGUAAUUCACAAAUGAUAGGUUUAAUCAAACAAUUGAAGAAAAAUACUUUAUUUAUAAAAGAUGAAAAGUUUAUUGAAUCUUAGACUUAGAUAAUAUUUAUGAAUUUUUAAUUUUGAUUGUAUAAAUUCGUUAAUUUGUUU
Messenger RNA from Galdieria sulphuraria, 1846 nucleotides. RefSeq names its product [pt] acetolactate synthase I/II/III large subunit. Gene Ontology annotation, biological process: L-valine biosynthetic process. The transcript has a single exon. The coding region runs from base 17 to 1789 and encodes 590 amino acids. Gene Ontology annotation, molecular function: magnesium ion binding; thiamine pyrophosphate binding; flavin adenine dinucleotide binding. Gene Ontology annotation, cellular component: acetolactate synthase complex. Lineage: Eukaryota; Rhodophyta; Bangiophyceae; Galdieriales; Galdieriaceae. The record is from RefSeq and is a predicted model, not a curated record.